This is a messenger RNA of Rhodofomes roseus, 650 nucleotides long. Its product is annotated as Rdx family-domain-containing protein. The record is from RefSeq and is a predicted model, not a curated record. NCBI's taxonomy places the organism in Eukaryota, Fungi, Basidiomycota, Agaricomycetes, Polyporales, Fomitopsidaceae. The coding region runs from base 74 to 523 and encodes 149 amino acids. The transcript has 4 exons.
CAUCCUUGGACCAUCCCGUCCUCGACGCUACUUGGCUUCUCCUCUACUCGCAGCCACCUCCUUCUUAAACGAAAUGGCUGAUCCAGGCACUUGUGUCGACUGUAUUCCGCAACCUGGGGAUGGAGGCGUUGCAGAGCCGCAAAUACUGAAGCAGCAUGACCCCUUGGACCCAACCACAUUCGUGCCUCCUACGCCUCUCCCGGGCCCAAGCAUAAUUAUCGAGUUCUGCGACCGCUGUCGCUGGCUUCACCGAGCAACGUGGGUAUCCACCGAGCUCUUUCUGACGUUCCCGACGCCGGCUCUGAGGGCCAUAACCAUCCUCCCCUUGAACUCUGAGGAAACGGGAGGCCGCUUCCGCGUAUGGCUGUUCUUGGAUGGCCAACCGCCGAGCCUCGUUUGGGACAGGAAGAUCGAGGGCGGGUUCCCAGAGCUCAAAGUGCUUAAGCAGCGCAUCCGCGAUCGCAUCCAGCCGGGCAAGUCAUUGGGACACUCCGACAAGCAUAGUACUGAACAGAAGUCGUGAAAGCAUCAAAUGGCGGUUUAGCGAGAAGGAUCCCAACAUUGUAACACUUCCAUACAGUGACCCUUAGAUGCAUCCACACGAAUGGUCGUUAUGCAUGCACAAGGAUGGCACUCGCGGUGAAACCUGC